This is a messenger RNA of Aspergillus novofumigatus IBT 16806, 4125 nucleotides long. Its product is annotated as putative membrane-tethered transcription factor (SPT23). The transcript has 7 exons. The coding region runs from base 1 to 4125 and encodes 1374 amino acids. NCBI's taxonomy places the organism in Eukaryota, Fungi, Ascomycota, Eurotiomycetes, Eurotiales, Aspergillaceae. Gene Ontology annotation, molecular function: protein binding. The record is from RefSeq and is a predicted model, not a curated record.
AUGAUGGGACCUGUGGAGGCUGCCUCAUCUCCCGUAUUUCCCUCCCUGGAUCCUAUUGUCGUCGAUGAUGAGAUGGAAAAUCCCUAUCAAGAUACCGAUUUAAGCUUUCUCGACUCUACGAGACUACAGAUGAACGAGGCCGCCGGCCAGGAUUUCGACGAUCUCUUUGCCCGUUCCCACUCCUCCCGCACGGUCACAGACUCGGAAUCUGUGUGUUUGUCGCCCUCAGAACUCUCCAUAAAGAGACACUUUCAGGAACACGAUGCGCUGAGGCAACCCAAGAUUGUUGCUUCAGACUCCCCUGCCGAAUCCCCGGAUAACUCGAGUCCCAGUUCUUCGUCCGAUUCUCCGCGGAAUCACGGUCGAAACACCUCCGUGGCCUCGACCACUUCCGUUACUCAUAGCGAUCACGCCAACAUAAUGCCAUUUGGCUACGCAACUGAAGAUUGGAUCAACUCGGAGCUCGGUUCAAUGAAGGAGGAGACAUCGAUGUUUGGCUUUGACCCUUCCUUGCCGGCCAUGGAGGGUGUCUUCCCCGUCGAAACCGACCUCGAAUCCAGCAACAAGGCGAUGGACGCCGCUUUCGAUUUUGAAAGCGCAGCCAGUAGCCCCAGUGCCCUGAAGACUGACUCGACCACUCAGCCAAAGAUCCAGAAGCGACUGAAGUCGCAAAUGCGGGGGACGUCUCAUUCCACCUCAAGGCAAUCAACUUCUCCGCAAUUUCGCCAUUCGGUCUCUCCUUUCACAGUGAGCAAAAUGCCCAGUCAAAGUAGGUCGUCGUCAAACCAAUGGGCGGGACAAUCACCGUCGUCGCUUUUGGAGGAAAGUUUUGGCGGCAUCAACAUGAACGGCGGAUCUCCACUGAACGGAAACUUCAACUUUGCGUCGAACGGGUUUCCUUUCGGCAUCAACUUUGCGCCGUCUCCCCCUCAGAACAAUAUGAAAGCGGAAGCGACUCAGCGUCAUGUCCUCACCGUUCAUCCCACUUCACUAAAAUCCCGCGUAGAAACACAAAUUCCCAUCCGAUUGACUCUCUAUCCAAUGCCCUCCGGCGUCAAGAAAUUACGACUGCCUACCCACACCAUCUCCAAGCCGAAAUUCCUUGCUCCUCCGUCUGCUGAUCGUUCGGCUGAUACCUUGCAACUGCAUACGAGUCUUGUCUGCACUAGCGCGAUGCAGGAUCAGACGAAAUUGAGAAAGGCAUUUGCACGAGCAAGGGGCGAGACGCGGUACCGCACCUCGAGCUCUAGCCCGAAUGCCACGGAAGAGUUGCCAGAAGAUGACAAGCCCUUGGACGGCGGGGAGGUGAAAAUCUGCUCUGGAUGCAUACAGCGUGAACGGAAGCGCGCCUUCAGAAAGAAGCAGAGAAAGCCGGAGGAGGACGAGUUGUUUCAAAAGGACGAGGAGAAGCGAGUGAUCGUCUUUAACACCAACGAGAUCAAAGAUUGGGCGGAGCCCUCCAAGCAUGCCAUGCCAGGCUGCACUGAUGCCCCUGCGCCAGUUAUUCCCGCUGGAGCAAUGCAAGUCGAGCUUCCAAUGCGAAUUGCAUGCUACUGCAGGCACCAGAACGAGAAGCUCGGUUUCCAGGUCAUUUUCACAGUCAAAGACCAUAUGGAUAAUGUCAUUGCCCAGGCAAUCACAAACUCCAUAAUGAUCACGGAUGAUCACAAGACGCACGCUCCCCGGCUCCUCCCGCCCCGGGCCCUUCUCCAUCUCUCCCCGAUGGGACACAAUUGCCCGGAUCGAAACCGCGAAGUCGUCAACCCAGUCCCAGCAGUCGGUCUUCAGCAACGGUUCAACUCGCAGUAUCAAAUGCCGGCAGGCUCCUUCGCCAACGGCCAGAAGAACGCCACUUCAAGCUCGCAAACGCCUCGCAGUCUUUCGCGACAGACUUCGCCGAAUGACUUCCCAGGACCCAUGACUAAGCGACGGAAACACAGCAAUUCCGGCCGCCUUCCGUCAGAAUUGACCAUGACCAAGCUUGAGAACGGACAGUCAUCUGCGGGAAACGACGCUCCUUUCAAUGCGGCGCGUGGUUUUGCGUCCCCGACGGAGAGGCCGUUUGUGACAUCGUCCGCCAUGUCGGGUCAGUUCGCCAACGGCCCACCAACCCCCAAUAGCGGAGACAACAAUCCUUUCUUCAAUCCCAGCGCGACCCAAACCAGCUUGGAUACAUUCAUUCAGCAGCAGUUGAUGUCGGCGCCAAACUCGGCUCAGCCUAGCCGCCCCGGAACGCCUGGUAACUCAGCUCGUCACGGUUUUCAAGAUCAGUCCCUCAACCUCUCAUUAGGCUCAAGCACCUCCACUCCCGCUUGGCCUCCUCUCACAAAUGCUGGUAACCGGUUGCCUUCUGUCAUUCACAAGGUUGUCCCAGCAGAAGGCUCCAUCACUGGAGGCACAGAAGUGACGCUGUUAGGAAGUGGCUUCUACCCUGGUAUGGAGGUUGUCUUUGGUGAUACCCUGGCCACAACGACGACGUUCUGGGGCGAUAAGUGCCUGAAUUGCUUAACUCCGCCAGCCCUCCAGCCUGGCAUGGUGGCUGUCGUGUUCAAGCAUGAGCAUCCGACAUUCGGUCAAAUGCAGCCGGCUCAACCUCUGAUGCCCAAGCAGCAGCAAUUCUUCCGGUACGUUGACGACAGAGAGCUCCAGAUGUAUCGCCUUGCACUUGGCAUUCUGGGACAGAAGCUCGGCAACCAGGCAGAUGCGUUCCAGACUGCUCAACAGAUCAUGGGUAGCGACCCCAAGGCUGUUUUCAACCUUCAGAAAGACUUCUCCGCCGGUUCUGGCGGCCAUCAGCGACAGGUCCCUGGCCUAGAGUCUCAGGGCAAACUCGGCGAUCUGGACUCGAAGAUGUUGACGUAUCUCGAAUUCAUCGACCUUGACGACAACCCGCGGCCGCCGAAGUAUAACUCGCGCUGCGCGACCGGGCAAACUCUGCUUCAUUUUGCCUCGUCCUUAGGCCUGACUCGUUUCGUUGCCGGACUGCUCGCCCGAGGAGCGAACCCGGAGGUGAAGGACAGUACCGGAAACACGCCCAUGCACCUGGCCGCCUUGCAUGGUCAUGCGCAUAUUGUCAACCGGCUGCGUUUGGCUGGCGCGGACGUCAACGCUCGCAGCAUCAGGGGAUUCACUCCGGCCGACCUGGCCACAACUCUUCCAGCCCACCAGGCUGCACUGAUUCCUGCUCGGCACAACCGCUCCCGUAGCGUUGGAUCGGUAACCUCGUUGCGACGCAGGCAUAGCAGUUCUGCUUCCCUUCACUCUCUCUGGGAAUCGUCGUCUGUAUCAGGAUCGCUUGAUCCGGCAACCUACGAAUCCGAUGAUGAUGGGGAUGAUUCAGAUGACCAAUUGGACUUUACUAUAUCUCGACGUUCGAGCCUUCACCAAGAUGUGCCCGGUCCGCUACCAUCGUCUGAGCAAACAGCGGUCCAAGAGGCGCGCCCAUUCUCCCCUCCGGCAGCUCUGGUGGCCUGGCGGAACCAGCUUCAGGCUCAAAUAAAUCAAUUCCAGCAGAGCGUCGCGAAUGCCUUCCCGAAUCUUCCUGCUCUGCCGCCAAUGCCUGCUUUGCCCGAUUAUCAGGCUCAUCCGAUGAUGCGCCGUAUUACAAAUCUUGUUCCUCAUCGGCCAACCACAUCCUGGUCUUCGAAGGACGGCUGGUGGGACCUCUUGACGGGCAAUUCCGCGCCCAGUACGACUGAGCCGCCUUCUUACGAGGAGCUGUACCCAGGCCAAAAUCGCCAGGACGAGGAAGAGGCAUCGCAAGUGAAGAAGGCAACAUUGCUAAGAGCGGCAGCCGAAGCGGUCGUGGAUCAGCAUUUCGAGUCACAGGCCAGCACUUCGAUAACAGAAUCUAGCAAACAGGAUAACGAUGACAUCAAAGACAUCCGAAUCGGCUCCAAAUUGAUUUCCCGCGAGCAACAGAAGCAUCUUAGAGAGCAGCAAGCUCGCAGGAUGAAGGGUUUGGGUAGCGAUCGAAAUCUCUACUUCAUUUGGCUUCCUCUUCUGCUCCUGGUUAUCUGCGCAUGGAUGCGAAGUUACGUUCCAGGCAUCUGGCAAGGUGCGUCAGAUGUCUAUGGAUUUGUGAAGACGCGCUAUAUGCGGGGCGCGCUGGACGUUGGCUCUUAG